This is a messenger RNA of Colletotrichum siamense, 1194 nucleotides long. RefSeq lists its product as uncharacterized. Bases 1 to 1194 code for a protein of 397 amino acids. The transcript is spliced from 6 exons. Lineage: Eukaryota; Fungi; Ascomycota; Sordariomycetes; Glomerellales; Glomerellaceae. The record is from RefSeq and is a predicted model, not a curated record.
AUGGCUGCCACGAAUGCCACGACGCUGCCGCCAAUGGACCCCGAAUGGGCUGCUGAAAGCAACACCACCCAGAUUCUGGUAGUUGUGUCGAUCUUCAACUUUCUGGCUCUCGGAUGCGUUGGAGCAAGAUUAUAUGCCAGGAUAUGGGUCAUCAAGGCGCCUGGGUGGGAUGAUUGGGCUAUGAUACCUGCUGCCAUCUGCUCAGUGGCUGGCGGCUGGGUCAUCUUCAUAAUACAGGCCCAAUAUGGCCUCGGUAAACAUUAUCGAACGAUCGAACCGGCCGAUUACACCAAGUUCCAGCAAGCUGCGUUUUGGUCCGUCAUCAUAUCAUCAGCCGCCGGCAUGAUGUUUCUGAAGCUCUCCAUUGCACUGAACUUGCUCCGCUUGAGUACGCAGAGAUGGUAUCAAUGGUCUUUGUGGGCAAUCAUGGGCUUGACUGUUGUCUACUGUAUUGGCGGAAUGUUCCCGUUUCUCCUCAACUGCAAGCCGAUGUCAGGGUAUUGGGACAAGACUCUUCAGCCGAAACCGGUUUGUAUGGCUUUGCCGCUGUUUAUCAAGCUCGGCGUACUUAACACUGCUCUCAAUAUCUUCACCGACGUUGUUCUUGCCACGCUUCCCGUGCCUGUUAUUUGGAACCUGCAAAUGAAACUUAGACUUCGACUUUACGUCAUUGGUAUCUUGAGUCUCGGCUACCUUGCCGUUGCCAUGGGAAUCAUCAAGGCCGUUUACCAAAUCGCAUUUGGCUCCGAUAUGGACAAAACAUACCAUUACCACAUCUUUGUCUGGGGAUUUCUCCAAAUUCAGUUCGGAAUCAUCGCGGCCUGCGCGCCUGCCCUCCGGCCCCUCGUCAGCAAGAUUCUGCGCCUCACCUCAUACGAUGACUACACGAACGAGUAUGGCAGUCGAUCACAUAUGAGCGGGACUGCAGUGCGGCACAAGCACCGCAAUACCAUGCGCAGUGGCAUGGGUCCGCGAGUAGUCAGGGAUCAGUACGAGCUGGAUGGCAGGGAGAUGGGUGAUGGAGACAGCGACGACUGCCCUAUGCCAACUGCCAAGGGAGCAACGGUGACUACGGCAAAGUUCUACAAUGACAAAACUGGGGAGGGGUCGGGCAGUGAGGAAUUGAUUCUGCAAGGUGGCACAAGGAACAGUUUCAAGGGUAUCAUGAAAACCACGGAAGUCACUGUAAAAUAG